Lepisosteus oculatus (spotted gar) is the source of this 1404-nucleotide messenger RNA. It is a transcript of the gene ift22, whose product is annotated as intraflagellar transport 22 homolog (Chlamydomonas). The record is from RefSeq and is a predicted model, not a curated record. Lineage: Eukaryota; Metazoa; Chordata; Actinopteri; Semionotiformes; Lepisosteidae. Gene Ontology annotation, cellular component: endomembrane system. Gene Ontology annotation, biological process: intracellular protein transport. Gene Ontology annotation, molecular function: GTPase activity.
UAGGAACAGAGUGUAGUAACAGAGUUUGUUGACAUUUUUGUGAAUGGAAGAGCUGUGCGCGGUACUGUUGUCCUGUAAAUCUGUACAGAAAUAUGUACGUCGUAAUUUUUUAGUUGUGAGCAUUUUCAGCUUUAUUUUUUUAUUGUCUGACAUCAUGUGACCCUUUUUGUUUUGUAUCGGGACAGUGAUAAUUAGUGGUGUGCAACCGCUUCCUACAUUUCUUUACUUUUUAGGUUUAGGUUUCAGGAAAAGAGAAAAAUGUUUAAAAUGAAAAUAUUAAUAGUUGGACCAGGUGAGUGUGGAAAAUCCGUGGUGGCAAAUUUUCUUUCGGAUACCACAGAAACAGUGGGAGGAGAGUACAAUCCGACUCAGGGAGUGAGGAUUCUGGAGUUUGAGUGCCAGAGUCUUGGAGGUUCUGGAAAAAAUGUGGGAUGUGAAGUGGAGCUUUGGGACUGCGCUGGUGAUCUAAAAUUUGAGUCCUGCUGGCCAGCUAUGAUGAAGGAUUCCAAUGGGGUGGUCAUUAUGUUUAACCUUGACAUGCCAAGCCAUUUAAAAGAAGUGGAGACCUGGUACUCCUCAUUUAUUUCCGCACAAGGGAUGCAGGAUAGCCAAUGUCUGUUGAUGGCUCACCACAAACCAGGCUGCGGAACCAACAAUGGACAGCCAGCUUUAGCUCCACACCUGAACAAGUUGAACCUGGUCCAUUCAAACUUAGAGGAAGACCCUGAAGAGAUCCGGCAGGUGUUUCGGCGCUACUUGGGCACCAUAGCAAAGACUCUGUCUGAGAGCCGAGAGCGCGAGGAGAUGUCCAUCAUCACCUAGAGCUCAACUGCUCAUCUUCACUUUGAAGAUUAAUCACACCAGCUAUAAUAUGACUCUGAGGCUCUUCAGUGAAAAUUAAAACUCACUAGUUAUUUUUAUGAGGGAUUUAGGUAUAACUGGUAAUACACAAAGACAACUUUAGUGUCUGUCUCAUAUUGGGAGAGCACUGUGUGUGAUAUGGUACGUAUCAGAGUUCCUAUACAGCUGGCAGGCUGGCCAUUGUAUGGCUUUGAAUAAAGCCAAGCCUUCUUUGUAAGAGUGUAUAGAUGCAUUAAGCAGAGUUAAUAUUCAUAUGGACCAUACUAUAAUAUAAAAACCUAGUUCAGUACUAAUUAGACAUCCUCUUUCCUUAAUUCCUUUUGUCAACAAUGCUUGCUUUUCUCAUAGAACUAGGAAGUCUACAAUUUAGCAAAGCACUGCAAAUGUCUUGCAAAAGAGAUUUUUUUUUUACAUCUUUUUCAACAGACUAUAACCUGUAGGCAUGGUUUCAUUUUUUGCUUUGACUGAAAAAGUUUGUAAAUGUCAUGUAUCUUAGUCUAUGUUUUCAGUACAACAUCUACAAUAAAAAAACCAUUAAAAGAA